GGAUCAGAUUCAUUCAAACAGCUCGCACAACACGAGUUCAGUCUCACAGAGCUGCGGCUGAUCUCAGAUCAGACCACAGUCGUACUGAUGUGUGUCACAGGAUGGGCAUGCCGUGUGACGCCAUUUCCGGUGCUGUGAUGGCGGUGGAUUUGACUCCGCGCUUCAGAAGACUGAACAGUCAAACCUGUUUUAGAGAGAAUAAACAACUGUCAGGUUUCUCUGGGCCCUUCAGGGCCACUCAGCUGUGGCAGAACAUCAUUGAGGCUCUGCGGACGCAGGUGGAGCUCCGACCCCACAGACAGCACCUCCGCGUCCAUCACGACUGCUUCAGCGGCUCUGAAGCGGUGGAUGUAGUUCUGAGCCACCUCAUGCAGAACAUCUACUUCUGCUCAAGCGAAGUGUCCCGUCUCAAAGCUGCCAGGCUCUGCCAGGCCUUAAUGGAGUCUAGAGUGUUCGAACCCAUCGGUAUGAAGCUCUUCAGACGAGACAAGGAAAUGACCUUUGAGGACUCCAGCUGCAGCCUCUACCGCUUCCUGGACGGAUCGACCAAAAAGACCUACACUGAGAACCAGACUCCAGACAAACAAACUGGGAAGAGGAAGACCACUUUGAGGUUUGGAGAAAUGCAGACCAUCUCCAACCCCUUGGUUCUUGGAUCAUCAGACAGAAGAGUGGAGAGACUACUGAAGAAUAUAAACCUGCACCCAUCUUUGCCCUCUGAUUUAAAUCGUGCUGCAAUUUCCAACAGCUUCCUCUCAAAAAAAGUGGUACGGGACGUUUGGAGGCAGCAGGCGUUACUUCAGUUGCUACAGGUGGUGGAGAUCUCUAUGCUAGACUCUAUUCUGACCUCACCUGCCAAACUGGAGCCCCUGCGCUCGUCUCUGCGCGACCAUAGUGACCUGGUCAUCUCCAACACCUGCGUGGAGCGUGAAGUGUCAGAAAGUCUCAGCCUGCCUGAGUUGGACUCUUGGCUGAAGGCGGCAGUGGACUGUCUCGAUCUGUUCCCAGAUCAGUUAAUCGUUGUUGCCAGUGAGCAGCUCGUCCAGCAGAAUGCAGCGUCCGGGGAGGAGAAGCACAAGAGACUGCUGUUCGACACCAUCGCCAAAUAUUACAACAGCCCCGAGAGACCUCCACUACUGUUAGGCCGCUACACGGACAUCCAGACUGGAAUCCUAAAUCUUUUGGAUUGUGGGAGAGGUGAGGAUGCUCUGAGAGCAGCUCAGCUCUGUCUGCAGCUGCUGGAGUCCACAAACAGAGACCAGUUACGCAGACUGUUGGGUUUCAUGGCAGCUGCUGCGGAUAAUGAAGCUUUCAGACUGCACAAGCAGAUUGAGAACCGGGCUUUGGUUAGCAAGACGUUUGUGAAGGCUGUGAUCCAGAGCAAAGAAAUGACUCGUGUCCAGUCUGAGCGCCUGCUGCUGUUCCUCAUGGAUAAUCACACACAACUCUUUAAGACACCGUCAUCAUUAAUUGAGGCUGUGAGGAAGACACUACAAACCUUGCAGCAAGGAAGAGAUCUAGAUAAUGUAACAUUAUUCACUUUCUGCCAGCAGGUGUCGCUCCAGCAGUACGAGGACAACAAAGAUAAGGCCACUCUUGAUAGUUUAAAGCAGUUAAUGCAUCAUGUCUCUCACAGUGACGGUCUGACGGUCAAACAGAAGAGACGACUGGCCAAACACUUCCGGAAACAUCACCCAGGGAUUUUCCUCCAGCACUUCUUUACUGCAUUCUAGAAAGCGAUGAACACUGGAUUAAAAAAAACAGUCGUGAAAGUUAGCACUGAACGUGUUUUAUUAAUCUGGGUUAUGGGGUUGAGUGGCUUCAUCAAUUAUAGAGAUUAGAAAAUUGUUACUAAAUUUACAGGACUGUGUUUGUAGGGAGAUGACUUCAUUUGCAAUUAGACUCUGAUUUAUUAGAAGUAUUGUAAUUGUUAGAAGUAUUAAUAUAAUCAAGAAACCUCUGUACACUACAUAGACUUCAUCAGGUUAGUAAAUAUGCUGUUUUCAUGAGCUUUGAAAAGGCAGCAUCAUCUUGAACAUCUCUGUGUAGAAUUACUUGAAUUGUGUGAUUUGCUCAGGUUUUUCAAAGCUAUUAGAAAUAGUUUUAGCUGCACUUGAAAUUGAGAAAUGGAUAUCUUUGCCUUAAAGGUAGAGAUUUCAAAUUAUGCUAUUUUCAGAUGAAAGGAUCACUUAUUAUAUUUUUUUUUUUGGCAAUGACUGAAGCACAAAUUAUUUCAAUUAAUACUGACCUCAUAUAUUACUGUACUCUGUGAUUUUACUGUACUUCUGAUUUUCAAGUGGAUUUGUAUUGAAAAAUGUAGCAUAGUAUGGUGUUACCACGUAUGUAUAAGGCAUUAUUAUUCAGAAAGACAAAGGGAAGUUUAAUAGCUGCAAUUAUUUUAACUCCACAAAUGCAUGAAUGCACUGGAUUAAUUAUAGUGUUCCAUAUUAAUGGUAUUUAUUAAUUAUUAAUUGAAAAGAAAUUGAAUUGCAUAUUGGUACAUUGACUAAUUAUUGUAAUUGCAUUAGAUUUGAUUGAAGUUUUUUAGGUGCACUUUAAUUCUCUGAUAUUUUAAACUUAUUAAAAUGCAUU
Messenger RNA from Carassius carassius (crucian carp), 2592 nucleotides. RefSeq names its product DEP domain-containing protein 4-like. Lineage: Eukaryota; Metazoa; Chordata; Actinopteri; Cypriniformes; Cyprinidae. The transcript is spliced from 9 exons. Gene Ontology annotation, biological process: intracellular signal transduction. Bases 102 to 1733 code for a protein of 543 amino acids. The record is from RefSeq and is a predicted model, not a curated record.